AUGGUAGUCAGUGCAUUGACCAUCCAAGCAUCUCUCUGGAUUGGCAGCGUAUCUGGCUCUGAUGCUGUGAGGCUGGUGUAUGGAGGCGAUCCCUGUGUUGGGAGAGUGGAGGUUUAUCACGAUGGACAGUGGGGGACAGUGUGUGAUGAUGCGUGGGAUACAGUGGAUGCUGGAGUUGUGUGUAGUCAGCUGGGCUGUGGGUCUGCUCAGUCAGCACCAGGCAGUGCUUACUUUGGACAAGGUUCUGGACCCAUCUGGCUGGAUUCUGUUUCCUGCAGUGGCUCCGAGUCUGCUGUGUGGGACUGUGCAUCAAGGGGAUGGGGGGUGCACAGCUGCAGUCACAGUGAGGAUGCUGGAGUGAUCUGUUCAGGCUCUGAUGCUGUGAGGCUGGAAGGUGGAGGCACUCCCUGUGUUGGGAGAGUGGAGGUUUAUCGACAGGGACAGUGGGGGGCAGUGUGUGAUAAUGGCUGGGAUACAGUGGAUGCUGGAGUUGUGUGUAAGCAGCUGGGCUGUGGAUAUGGAAAGUAUUCAUCACACACUUCUAGUUCUGGAUUGGCAUACAGAUUGGAUUCUGUUUCUUGCAGUGGCUCAGAGUCAGCCCUGUGGGACUGUGCAUCAGCUGGGUGGAGUCUGUACAGCUGCAGUUACCAAGCUUAUGUGCAGUGUUCAGGUUUUGAUGCUGUGAGGCUGGUGGGUGGAGGCAGUCCCUGUGCUGGGAGAGUGGAGGUUUAUCAACAGGGACAGUGGGGGACAGUGUAUGAUCAUGGAUGGGAUCUAUCAGAUGCUGGAGUUGUGUGUAGUCAGCUGGGCUGUGGAUCUGCUCAGUCUGCACUGCUCAAUGCUUACUUUGGACAAGGUUCUGGACCCAUCUGGCUGUAUAGUGUUUCCUGCAGUGGCUCAGAGUCUGCAAUGUGGGACUGCUCAUCAUCUUUAUGGGAUGGGAACAGCAUCUCUCACGCUGAUGAUGCUGGAGUGAUCUGUUCAGGCUCUGAUGCUGUGAGGCUGGAAGAUGGACGCAGUCCCUGUGCUGGGAGAGUGGAGGUUUAUCAACAGGGACAGUGGGGGGCAGUUUGUGAUAAUGGCUGG
Molecule: messenger RNA, 1086 nt
Organism: Acipenser ruthenus (sterlet)
Lineage: Eukaryota; Metazoa; Chordata; Actinopteri; Acipenseriformes; Acipenseridae
Product: deleted in malignant brain tumors 1 protein-like
Exons: 6
Cellular component (GO): membrane
Source: RefSeq, a predicted model, not a curated record